Molecule: messenger RNA, 6133 nt
Organism: Galleria mellonella (greater wax moth)
Lineage: Eukaryota; Metazoa; Arthropoda; Insecta; Lepidoptera; Pyralidae
Exons: 22
Coding region: 224-5029 (1601 amino acids)
Biological process (GO): transmembrane transport
Cellular component (GO): membrane
Molecular function (GO): ABC-type transporter activity; ATP hydrolysis activity; ATP binding
Source: RefSeq, a predicted model, not a curated record
AAUUUUUGACUGACUAAUGUUUAUUUAUUCCGUCGGUUUUGAUUGAAGUUUUUGAAUAAGAAUAUUUAUAAAAGAUUUUCUAGCAUACACUACUUAAAUAUGUUUAUAUUCGCAGAAGAGGAUAAAUGAUAUCCUCCUAGUUUUUGCUUUACCUACAUAAUUAAUGCUGCCUGCUUAUGGUACAGUAAAUUAAUGUUUUGUGUACAUAUUGAAUUCUUCCAAUAUGAAUAUUAAUUGGAAAUGGGAAGAUAUGUGCGGUCCACUAGGAUUACAACCAUGGAUAGAAGACUCAAAAGACAUUGGACAAUGUUUUCAAGAACUGUUCUUGCAAAUUCCACUCUUCUUCUUAAUAGCCAUUGUUUCAGGGUUUUAUGUGGGGUACAGAAAAGAUUGGGUGAUUCGGGAUAAAACACAAGAGCGUGCUAUUAUACUCCGCAGUUUUGUUAUUCUAGUAUUGGUUUUCAUUCCAAUAAUAGAGAUGUAUGCUUUUAUAACUAAAGUUGAUUUUGUGAUAUAUCCUGUUGAUUAUUUUACUGCGGGGGCAUCAUGUUUGUCUUGGCUGGUGCACUUUGGAUAUGUUUUGGCAUUAAAACAAAGACUUGGCUUAAGUUCUAGAGGACCCUCAUUACAGCUGAUUUUAUGGAGCUGUGCUGUAGUACUCAAUGUAUUCGCACUCAGAAGUAGUAUCCUCACAAACACACCAUUGGGUUAUAACAUUGCAACAUUGUGCUGCCAUGUAAUUUAUUUUUUGACACUUUUACCAUCAAGUGGGUCUAGACCAACAUUCUAUUCUCCAUGUCUAGUGGGAAGUCAACAUUCACAUAGUGAAUAUACACCUCUCCUUCCACAUAUGGAUGAAGGAGUUUUAGGAACAGCAAUGCAAGGUACUAACUACUUUUCAAAAUUGACAUUUUCUUGGGUGGAUCUACUACUGCGGAAAGGUCAAGAAAAUAAACUAAAUGACCCAGAGGAGCUUUUUGAUAUACCAGGAAAAUAUCGAUGUUCUUACGUGGGUGCAAGAAUGGAUCGGGCCCUUGUUGGAAACAUUGAUAAUUAUCAAUAUGCUGAAGUACCACAUGAACCUUUUAUAACAUCAGGAUAUGGAGCCGUUGGGGAGUCAUUACCACAAGCCUCCACGCCUGUAACUCCAACAUCACGUGUUUUAGUACGUCCACGACGUAGGCAAAAUGUAACACUGUUACGUGCAUUACAUACCUGCUUUGCAUUACAGUUCUAUAGCAUUGGUAUAUUGAAGUUUGUGUCGGAUAUGGCAGGGUUUGCUGGGCCAAUGCUUCUUAAUAAGCUUGUUAUAUUUGUUGAUGAUGAAAGUAUUGACCAGCAUUUAGGAUACAUAUAUGCAGCUGGGUUUUUGGCUUCGACAAUAGUGGGUGCGUUAUUCAAUGUACAUUUUAAUUGGCUGAUGUCCUUAAUCGGACUCAAGAUGCGAGGUGCAAUCGUUGCAACUAUUCUCAGGAAAACUUUGAGUGUGACUUCAACAGAACUAUCUACAUCAUUUACAAUUGGGGAAAUAACAAAUUUUAUGUCAACAGACACUGACAGAAUUAUCAAUGCAUGCCCAAGUUUUCAUGCUGUAUGGAGUAUACCUUUACAACUAAUCAUCACAUUAUUUCUGUUGUAUCAACAAGUGGGUAUUUCAUUUCUUGCUGGAGUCGCGUUUUCUGUUAUAUUGAUACCUAUCAAUAAACUUAUAGCAAACAAAAUAGGCCAAUUGAGUACAGAGUUGAUGAAGUAUAAAGAUACUCGUGUCAGUUUGAUGAGUGACUUGCUCAGAGGUAUUAGAACAGUGAAAGUGCAUGUAUGGGAAGAUUAUUUUAUAAGUAAAGUUACAGAGGCACGAAAGGCAGAGUUGCAUUAUUUGCGGUCACGGAAGCUGUUGGAUGCGAUAUGCGUGGUGUUAUGGGCGACCACGCCGGUACUGGUUGCAGCACUCACGCUUGGCACUCACGCGAUACGGCACCGCGAUCUUGACGCGCCCACCGUAUUUACAACAGUGGCAUUGAUUAACAUGCUAAUAGCUCCUUUAAAUGCUUUCCCAUGGGUGCUUAAUGGACUCACAGAAGCCUGGGUGUCAGUUAAACGAAUACAAAAGUUAUUAGACCUUCCAGAUAUGAAUUCUGAAAUAUAUUAUGAUAAGCUUAAUACGAACAGAGAUGAAGACAAUAUUAUAGUAAUUAAAAAUGCAAAUUUCUCAUGGGUUAAGCCUUCUAAACGGAAGAAACCUAAACAAAAAUCAAAAAGUAAAAAUAUGCCGAAAAGAAAAACGUCUAAAGGGAAUAUUCAAAGACAUGACUCGAUAUCGUCAUCCGGGUCAGUAACACAGGAGGAACCUUUCAUGCUCAAGGAUAUUUCUUUGGAAAUUGGCAGAGGAGAGUUUAUAGGAAUAGUUGGCAAUGUGGGAAGUGGAAAGACGUCCUUGUUGAACGCUAUUAUUGGAGAGAUGGUAAAAACGAGUGGUAACAUAGAGAUAUUAGAUGGUAUAAAUGGUUUUGGCUACGUACCUCAAAAGCCGUGGCUAGUUCGUGGUACUAUUCGAGACAAUAUAUUAUUUGGAAAACCAUACGACGAAGCUAAAUUUCGCGCAGUGGUCGAUGCAUGCGCUCUCACUGAGGACUUGAACAUACUAGGAUGGAAUGCAUAUGUGGGGGAAGGCGGAUGCACGCUGAGCGGCGGACAAAAGGCUCGAAUAUCUCUAGCACGAGCUGCCUAUCAGGAGAAAGAAGUGUACCUGCUGGACGACGUGCUGGCGGGGCUGGACGGCGCGGUGGGCGCGCACGUGGCGCAGCGCUGCGUGGCGGGGCUGCUGCGCCGCGCCACGCGCCUGCUGGUCGCGCACGCGCCCGCGCACCUGGCGCGCGCACACCGCCUGCUGCUGCUGCGCGCCGGCCGCCUCGUCCGCGCAGGUCCUCCUGAAAGUGUAUUACAUGAAAUUGAAGAGUUUUUACCGAGCGAAACAGAAUCGAUGGGCGAUGAACCUCCACGUCCUUCUACGAGUAGUCAGAAGGAAAAUGAAAAACCUACUGAUGACCAGGACAACGUUAGUAGAGAUAGUUUAGAUAAUGAGGAGGCAAUGUCAGAAGGAACUGUUGGGUGGUGGGUUAUUAACCUGUAUCUGCGCUCAGUGGGACCGUUUCUAACAAUUAUGAUUAUCCUUUCUCUGAUUCUCAUGCAACUUUCACAGAAUUUCACAUUCUUAUGGCUCGCAUUUUGGGUUAGAAAUAAUUCAAAAAAUACCACUAGUGUAUCAAAUAAUGUGGAUUUUAAUCCAGACAUUCAUGAAAAUAAAACUGUAUUGGAUCAUGGAUUUAGUAUUUUUGAUAAUAUAGUGCAUACUAUGGUUAACUCUUCAAUAUCGUGGAUUCAUAACCUAGACGGACAUGAGACAGGUACUAACCCUACCAACAAGAUUGUUAGCCCUGAGGGAAUAUUAGAACCACAGUUUCUAAAUGAUACAACUGUCAACGAUAAUUACUAUCUGGAGAUAUAUUUUGCACUAGCUGGCUUAAACUUGAUAUUUACUAUAAUGCGAGCAUUUUUGUUUGCAUAUGGUGGCGUUGAAGCCGCUACAAGGAUACAUAAGAUGUUAUUAAAAGUUAUAGUAAAGGCCAAAGUGAAAUUUUUCGAUAUAACACCUUUAGGACGAAUUCUAAAUAGGUUUUCAUCGGAUACCUACACAAUUGACGACACAUUGCCAUUUAUUUUAAAUAUAUUGCUUGCUCAAUUUUUUUCUUUAAUUGGUGCGGUGGCGGUUACAAUCUAUGGUCUUCCGUGGCUGCUAGUGGGAGUGAUUCCGCUGGCGGUUGUGUACUACCGGCUGCAGUACCGCUACCGACCCACAUCGCGGCAACUCAAGCGGCUCCAGAGUGUUACACUCUCACCUGUUUAUACGCACUUUAAUGAUACCCUGGAAGGGCUGACGACACUGAGAGCUAUGGAUGUGAGCGGGCGGUGGGCGGAGCGCGGCGAGGAGCUAGUGGAGGCGUGGCAGCGCGCGGCGCUGUGCGGCGCCGCCGCGUCGCAGUGGCUGGCGCUGCGCCUGCAGGCCGCCGCCGGCGCCGUGGCGGCGGCCGCCGCGCUGCUGGCCGUGCUGCAGCGAGCCGCGCACGCCGCCGACCCGGGAUUAGUGGGUCUCGCUAUUUCAUACGCGUUGUCUAUGACUUCGAUGUUAAGCAAUGUCCUCAAUUCAUUCACGGAAACGGAGCGAGAGAUGAUAGCUGUUGAACGCAUUGGUGAAUACAUUAAGCAGGUUGAAAGCGAGAAGGUUGACGGUGAAUCACCUCCUUACGGAUGGCCAUCGCAAGGCGUAAUUGAAUUUGAAAAUGUCUACUUAAAAUAUAAUGGUCGCGAGAACGGGCCAGCUGCUCUAGACGACUUAUCAUUCAGCACAUGGCCAGGCGAGAAGUUAGCCGUGAUAGGACGCACCGGCGCCGGCAAGAGCUCGCUGCUGCACGCCAUACUAAGGCUGGUGCCGCUCGCCGGCGGCCGCGUGCUCGUAGACGGCGUCGACGUCACCACGCUGCAUCUGCACGCACUCAGGUCGCGCAUCGGCGUGAUCCCCCAGGAGCCGUUCAUAUUCGCGGGCAGCGUGCGCGACAACGUGGACCCGCUGCGCGCGCACGCGGACGCGGACGUGUGGCGCGCGCUGGACGCGUGCGGCGCGCGCGCGCUGGCCGCCGCGCCCGCCGGGCUCGCCGCGCCCGCGCGCCAUCUGUCGCGCGGACACGCGCAGCUGCUGUGCCUCGCGCGCGCGCUGCUGCAGCGGCCCAAGAUCCUACUAGUGGACGAGGCGACGGCGAACCUGGACCAGGAGACGGAGCGGCUGAUCCUGGAGACGAUCAGGUGCGCGUUCGGCGGGUGCACGGUGGUGUUCGUGGCGCACCGGCUGGCGGGCGUGCUGGCGAGCGCGCGCGUGCUGGCGCUGCGCGCCGGCCGCCUGCUGGAGCUGCGCGCGCCCGACGACGCACUCGCAGACUCCUCCUCCUACCUGUACGCGCUCUACUAUGGCACUUGAACCGCUGCGGGCCUCCUGUGCUUUCGCUUUAAUAUAUUCGAUUCCAUUUUGUGCAAAUUAUGAUUAGACUACAUUCGAUAACUGUAGCUUCCAAGUUUACUAUUAAUUUUCGUAUUUUAGGCCACGUUUACGGUGAGACGGAACUUUGAAUUAGGUGUUGCGUAAAUCUUCGGGUGGGUUAUACCUGUUCAUGUAGAUAACGACGAGUAACACGGACGCGAUACCCUUGAUAUAGUUUCACAUGCAGUUCACAAACAAUUUCACCAUAAUAAUAUAUUAUUCGCAGGAAACGCAACAUCAGCUGUCUCGUAGUUAUCUUUUACCGUAUUUCUCGAACAGCGGCGCGUACAAAUCUUUAGUUUAUUUUGAAGCACUUUGAUCACAUAUGAGACCCACCCAAACUCGAAUUAUAAACACGGAGAUGCAUGUCUAAACGUUUUUAUACAUGUUAAUAUAUAAAAAUAACAUGAAGGGACAUAGUAAAUAUUUGUACAUAAUGAUUUCUGAAACCGCCCAACAAAUUUUUAUAAUUUUUUUGUAAUUGAGUAUUGUUUUUCUUCCAACUUUAGAGAUAGUAUCAUUUUUAAUCUUAAUGCAAAAAUGGGACCGGUAGGUGGCGAUAGAAAGCAAAAUAUAGUUGGCUGAGCCAGGUACUUAUCGUAAAUGUAACUCCUUUCCGUAAACUGUAAAUAAGGCCUUAUACGACACCACGGUGGCGGUUGCGUCUCGCCUAGGAGCUUUAUACAACAGCUUGCUCUAUAGCAACUACGUAAGUGAACAACAGAUCUAUAUUACAAAUCGCUGCUGCCGCCGCAGCGUGGUGGAGUAAAGUGUAUAAGUGUAAAGUGACGACAAAAUAGUAAUUUUUUACAUGUAGGUGUAAAUUAGAUUGUGAACUUUAGACUGAUCAGAAAAACUAGUCUGUGUAAGAUUAUAUUAAUUUAAAAAUCGUUUCCCAAAGUAUUGUUAUUGCAUGUAAAUUACUCUUUAUGAUAAGUUUAUUUUUUUAUGGAUUAAUCUUUAAAAAUAAAUCGAAACUUGUGAUAUAAGACAUAACAGAUUUUGAUUAUAUAGUAAUUAUAAUAAAGAACUUGAGACAAUGCA